This is a messenger RNA of Capsicum annuum, 3649 nucleotides long. Its product is annotated as methyl jasmonate esterase 1-like. Gene Ontology annotation, molecular function: methyl indole-3-acetate esterase activity; methyl jasmonate esterase activity; methyl salicylate esterase activity. The transcript is spliced from 6 exons. Bases 1449 to 2327 code for a protein of 292 amino acids. The record is from RefSeq and is a predicted model, not a curated record. Gene Ontology annotation, cellular component: cytosolic large ribosomal subunit. Lineage: Eukaryota; Viridiplantae; Streptophyta; Magnoliopsida; Solanales; Solanaceae. Gene Ontology annotation, biological process: cytoplasmic translation; salicylic acid metabolic process; ribosomal large subunit assembly.
AUGGAGUACUUUUAAUUUGCAUUCUUAUGCUCUCAGUAAAUCAUGAAAUUACUUGUUAGAGGGUUUUAAUCAAUUGGGUACCUUCCAUGAAAAUAUGUCCAGUAUGCGGCUUAGAAUUUCGUAGGCUAAUUUUAGCAUCAGCCCAUAGCUAAUGUGGGGUUGCAACUGUAAAAUUAGAAUGCCUCAUAUUAUGUGCUCAUCCUUCAAAAGUACGAAAAAAGAGAUGGAGGAAAGCAAGUCUCUGUUGCCAUAUGCAAAUGCAACCUUAUCAGUGCCUAAAGCUAAGAAGCACUUUAUGAUAGUUCAUACAACAGGCUGUGGAGCGUGAUCCUGGUACAAGAUUGUAGCUGUUAAAAUUGGUCUUGGGCCUAACUCACACCCCAAAAGCUAGCUCAAGAGGGGAGGAUUACUCAGGUCCAUAUAAGCAAACCACUAGUCCAUUCCCCAACCAAUGUGGGACUUUUACCCACUCUAACACCCCCUCACGCCCAGGCCUAACUGUUACUGGCGCGUGGACCAUGAGCCUAAAAUGGGGAUGGACCUGGCUCUGAUACCAUGUUAAAAUUGGUCUUGGGCCUAACUCACACUCCAAAAGUUAGUUCAAGAGGGGAGAAUUACCCAAGUCCAUAUAAGCAAACCACUAGUCCAAUGGGUAAAAGUCACACAUUGGUUGGGGAAUGGACUAGUGGUUUGCUUGUAUGAACUUGGGUAAUCCUCCCCUCUUGAGCUAGCUUUUGAGGUUGAGUUAGGCCCAAGGUUCAUUCUUGACAUGGUAUCAGAGCCAGACCCAUCUCACCCAAUGUUGGGCCUCCGGAUUGAGAUUCGGGAGAGAUUUUCCACGCCAAGUUAAGGUAUGGGCGUGAGGGGAUGUUAGAAGAAAGAAAAGAAAGUCCACAUUGGUGGUUAAUGAGAUGGGUGGUCUCCUUAUAAGGCUUGUGCAAUGCUCCUCCUCAUGAGCUAGCUUUUGAGGUUGAGUUAGGCCCAAGGUCCAUUCUUGACAGUAGCAUUUAUGAGAUCUUCAGGGCAUAAUGUAACAGCUCUUGACUUGGGUACUUCCGCAAUCAACCCAAGCAGGCCAUAGCUUUGAUGGACUCCCCAUUUCUAAAGCCAUGGAAACCUUCCCAGAAAACAUUUCAGCUGCUGUAUUUCUCUGUGGUCUAAUGCCUGGUCCAAAUAUCAAUGCAACCACCAUCUAUACUAAGGAGGAUGAAGUUUGGCAAACCAAGAAGGCUCUAUCACCAUCCUAGUUAUCCCAAUUCCCGAUGACUAUCAAUAGAGAGGCCAGGGUCCCCAAGCUUGCUCCAGCCCCUACUACAUUGCGUGCCCACUUCCUCAAAUAAUAGCCAAUAUGGGGUUGCUUGUGCGUGGAAGUAAGCAGAAACCAAAAUUCUCUAAUUAUAAAACUGACUCGUAUUAUGUGCUCAUCCUUUAAAAGAAGGUAUUAGGAUAUGGAGAAAAGCAAGUUGCUAACAAGUCUAGUAGUUCUAAUACUUCUAUUGCCUUAUGUAAAUGCAACCUUGUCAGGCCCUAAAGCUAAGGAGCAAUUUGUGCUAGUUCAUAGGGCAUGCCAUGGAGCUUGGUCUUGGUAUAAGAUUGUGGCGUUGAUGCAAUCUUCAGGGCAUAAUGUCACAGCUAUUGACUUGGGUGCUUCAGGAAACAAUCCCAAGCAGGUCCUCGAAGUGCGACAUUUGUCCGAUUACUUUAGUCCGCUAAUGAAGUUCAUGGCUUCUCUUCCUGCACAUGAAAAAGUAGUUCUUGUAGGCCAUGAAAUUGGUGGCUUUGGCAUUUCUAAAGCCAUAGAAACCUUUCCAGAAAAGAUUUUAGUUGCUGUAUUUGUCACAGCUCUAAUGCCUGGUCCAACUCUCAAUGCAAGCACCGUCUACACUAAGGCAAUAGAGUUCACUGGAGUACUAGCUGCACUUGAUAAUCAUGUUACAUUCGACGAUGGACCUAAAAAUCCUCCAACAACCUUCAGUUAUGGUCCCAAGUAUCUGGCAACUAAUAUUUAUCAGCUGAGCUCAGAUCAUUGUUUUCUUCUUCUUGGUGUUAGGAUUUCCACUAAACUAGUAAGGCCGGUAUUUAUAUUCAGAGCGGAAGAUGUUUCGAAGGAGAUAGUUGUUUCAAGCAAAAGGUUUGGAUCAGUUAAACGAGCAUUCAUUGUUGCUGCUGAAGAUAAGCUUAUAAAAAAGGAAUUUCAAAAGUGGAUGAUUGAAAAGAAUCGACCAGAUGAAGUGGAAGUGAUCCAAGGCUCCGAUCACAUGACCAUGAUGUCUAAGCCCCUUCAACUUUUUCCUAAUCUUCUGAGCAUUGCCAACAAGUAUAGCUAACACCUACUAAUUAAGAAGAAUGAGGGGGACAGGUGUAACGCUUGAGAAUAAAACUUCAAAGCUGAUGCAUUGAUACGGCGAUCUUAGUUCUUUCAUGGAAAUUCUACCAUCAUUACUAGUUAAUUUGAUAUUUUAAUCAUUUUUAUUUCAGUUGUAACUUCCUUUCAAUGUAGUUUCAGUGUUUGGAAUUGACAUCAAUAACCGACCUCUAUUUCCUGUAAUUACUGUAGUUUGGUUCAGUUAGUACCCUCUGGAGAUCCACGUUGUGUGUGUAUGUUAUGAAUUUAACCAAGAUGGAGGUCCUAUUUGUGAAGAUGUCAAAUUACAUUUGGGACCCCGGAAAGAUGUCUAUAUAUAGUAGAGGAAUAUAAUCUAUUAGGGCAGAUGUUAUGAAAUUGUCUUUUAUUUUCUUAGCUAAAGUUUUAGCAUUCUGGAACCUCUCUUUUCUAUGAAGAAUUCUUAUUUCAAUAUAUGUGACUAUGGUUCUCCUUAUCAGUAUGAUUCCCCCUCGUUACAAUGGUGCUUUCGUUGUCCCUCCUCUACCAAAUGGGUAUCAUCUUCCUGUCAAACUCCUCCAGCCUCAUACAACCAACAUUAUCUUACUGCACCUUCAUCAUCGAGCCCCACCUAUCCACCUGCAAUUUUGGAGAAGAUCUACACCUCCCUCAAAAUCGUGCAGGAUUUAGUGAUAGAGUCGCAAGAAUGUAGCAAAUGUAUGCUCUCUUCUAUUUGCCAUGUGCGUUCGGUGUUGCAGGAGAAGAUGCAAUUGGACUCCACUUCCAUUGAUACUCUAGAGAUUUCAGAUGCUAUAACUAUCACCUCUGUGCUAGAGUCAACUUAUAAUGAUAGUGACACCGAGGUGGCUGAUAUGGUGAAAUCCCAUCUGGAUUCACAGCUUUUUGUUCUUGGUGUUGAAGAUAAAAUACCGCAAUGUGCUUCUAUUGACGCUACCGAGCUCAAAUUCUCACAUGUCUCUUUCUCAGUUAAGGGACCACUAGAGUUUGACUGCAAGGUGUUCGAUAGAGUGCCGCAGAGGGACAUUUCUGCAGAAUUUCAUUGCCCUAGUGCACAUAUUGGCUCGCUUUCACUUGUUUUGCGCAUUAACGAUUGCAAGUGGGUAGAUACUGGGCAGUUAAGUGAUUCAUUUGACAGGCGCCAAUACAACCAAAUCAAGCUCUUAGGUUAUGCUCCUCUAAGUUCCUCAUUAGAUGCGCCUAAAUUGUUUGAUAAAAUGGCUGAAAGAAGGAGAUGGCUUUCCAUGUUGAAUGAAUCUGAGUAUAUAGGUGAGGCCGAAGUGCUAAUUGAAUGCAGUGAUAAUCUUA